GCAGGGAGGAGCGCUGCAGUGAAACUGGGAAAGGCUGGCAUCUUCCUCCUUUAGUAAUCCUUCAGUCCUGCCUCAGCGUGGGAUGCUCUCUCUUUAAAGUCCACGGCAGAUUUUUAAUUUCCUGAAAACAAUGCCACCAAAAAACAAACGGAUAUACUUCAAGAUUAUUUGUCCUGGGUCAAACUGAUAAAGACUCCAGACUGGAUUUUUCACUUUCCUCCAACAAUACGUGACUGCAGCAACUUUGACUUUCUACUUUCAACCAAAUAAAAAAACAAGCAAAUGAUGAGAGAUCUCUGUUAGUUUUUGGUCACCAAAAAGUGCAAACAAGGACGUCCAUUGUGUUACCUUUCUGCUAGAACAUCAGAAGAGACAGCAAGCACGCCUUUUAGUUCCUGCAUUAUUAAAUGCUGAAAUAGCUGUAAUGGCGGACCAUUACCAGAACAACGUGUACCACCAGGGAGGCGGGGACAGCUAUGGGAGUUACGGAGAAGGCGGCGGUCCUGACGGCUACGGUUACCAGGCAGAUUAUCCUCCUCAGGAAGAGGACGCAGCGAGCGACGUGACGGAGGGACACGAUGAUGAAGAUCAGAUGUACGAAGGAGAAUACCAGGGGAUUCCACAUCCCGAUGAGGUGAAGGCCGCACAGAGAGCCGCACGGGCAAAGUCCAGAGAAGGCGGCAGCGCCGCGUCCGAGCUGGAGGAGUUAUCGGAGCAGUAUGAGGACAUCAUGCAGGACUGCGGCCACGGGAAGUUCCAGUGGAUGCUCUUCAUGGUGCUGGGUCUGGCUCUCAUGGCCGACGGAGUCGAAUGCUACGUGGUGGCGUUCGCUCUGCCGUCAGCCGAAAAGGAUCUUUGUCUGUCCAAUGCGGAGAAAGGGAUGCUGGGUCUGGUGGUCUUCCUGAGCAUGAUGGUCGGAGCGUUCCUCUGGGGCGGUCUGGCUGAUAAAACCGGCCGUCGGCGCUGUCUGAUUUUAGCUUUAGGCAUAAACUGCAUCUUUGCCUUCCUGUCAUCGUUUGCUGGUGGCUACGGCUUCUUCCUCUUCUUCAGGCUGCUUUCUGGGAUUGGCAUCGGCGGCACGGUGCCCAUCGUCUACUCUUACUUCUCCGAGUUCCUGCAGACGGAUAAGAGAGGGGAGCAUCUGUCCUGGCUGUGCAUGUUCUGGAUGUUCGGUGGGAUUUACGCCUCAUUCACCGCCUGGGGAAUCAUCCCGAGAUACGGGUGGGGGUUCAGUAUGGGCACAGAGCUCCAGUUCCACAGCUGGCGGGUCUUCGUCAUCAUCGCAGCUCUUCCGGCCGUCACGUCUCUGGUUGGACUCACCUUCAUGCCUGAGAGUCCCCGCUUCCUGCUGGAGCAUGCCAAACACGAUGAGGCGUGGAUGAUCCUGAAGCAGGUUCAUGACACCAACUGGAGAGCCAAAGGGAAACCGGAGAAAGUCUUCACUGUGACUCACAUUAAGGCGCCCAAGAUGGCCGAAGACGAACUCAUCGAGAUUCAGAGCGGCACUGGAACACCGGUGCAGCGCUGGGCCGUUCGCUCGCUUACACUGUGCAAACUGGUGCUGAGGAACAUUGCGUCCCUGCUGUCUGCAGAGCUGAGGUUUGCCACUCUCUUCAUGGCCAUCAUCUGGUUCUGCAUGGCCUUCAGUUAUUACGGCCUGUCUGUGUGGUUCCCCGACAUGAUCAAACACCUGCAGUACGAGGAGUACGAGACCAAGGUGAAGACGUUCCACAGAGAACGAGUGGUGGACGUCAGAUUCGACUUUCCCUUGAAGAACCAGAUCCACAGAGAGGGAGAAUACAAACGGGACACGUUCAUCGGCAUCGAGAUGAAAUCAGUGACGUUCAAAGACUCCCUGUUCGAUAAUUGCACCUUUGAGGACAUCCGGUCCACAAACACGGUGUUCGAGAACUGCACCAUCCUCUCCACCGUCUUCUACAACACAGACCUGUGGGAGGAGAAGUUCAUCGACUGCCGGAUGGAGAACACCACGUUUGAGCACAACAAACAUGGCUGCCACCUGGAUUCAGUGGAGGAGAACGACGUGUUAAUCUACCUGGUCAGCUUCCUGGGCAGCCUGGCCGUGUUGCCGGGCAACAUCAUCUCUGCGCUGUUCGUGGAGAAGAUCGGCAGGGUCAAGAUCAUAGGUGGCUCCAUGCUCAUUUCUGCCGGAUGCUCCUUCUUCCUGUUCCUGAGCUUCAGCCAAUCAGCAAUCAUCGCCUUGCAGUGCAUGUUCUGCGCCGUCAGCGCCGCUGCGUGGAACGGCAUCGAGGUGGUGACCGUGGAGCUCUACCCGACUUCGAAAAGGGCGACGGCGUUCGGCGUGCUGAACGCGCUCUGUAAGUUGGCCGCCAUCCUCGGCAGCUCCAUCUUCGCCAGCUUCGUGGGGAUCACCAAAGCCAUCCCUAUCCUUCUGUCCUUCGCCGCCCUGGUGUGCGGCGGCCUGGUGGCCCUCAAGCUGCCCGACACGAGGCAGAAAAUCCUGCAGUGAUUUCCGCCGCGGCGUCCGGAGGCAGAAGAAGCGAGUCCGCUUCACGUUGGAAGCUGUCGGACUUCAUGUUGCUCUCUGCAGAAGGCGAGAACAGAAACACCGCAGCUGUUCAGGUCCAACGCCAAGCGCUCGUUUCUUCACGUGAACCACAUCCAUCUGUACAGAGUGGAGGAAGGAGGAGUUAUUGUUUCCGGCUCAGUCCAUCACCCGGCGGUGUAGCUACUGAUGACUGAUCAUGACUCGAUCCAUCCUCUACUUCCUGUCAGCAGCAGCUCCAUGCAUGAGGAGGAACUUCGCCUUCCAGCAGUUUCACAAACUUCCUGUUUGUAUGUUGAUGCUGUGAAAGAUGCUUAAGUUUUCAACCCCUGAAGUUCAAAAGCAGCAGUUUCUAAAAUCUAAUUUACUCUAAAAUCUGCCAACAAAGAGAGUUUAUGCUCUGGAACCUGGAUUAGACGUUAAAGAUCUUUGAAAUGAUUCAAAACAGAUCUGAAGUCACUCCUAAUAAACAAUGUGUGAUUAUUAGUCACUGAAGUAACUCUUUAGUCAUGAUGUUACACUGCAAAAACACAAAAUCUUACCAAGUAACUUUAGUCUAGUUUCUAGUGCAAAUAUCUCCGUACAUUUAAAAUACAAAAAACUUGACUUACAAGUAGCUUUUCAUCCAGAUAUAAAAACUUGCUUUGAGUCAAUAAUUCCUUAAAAGUGAUUAAAAAACUACCAGCUACACUGGAAGAUUAUUUUAUUUAAGACAUUUUUCCCUGCUGAUUUAUGUGAUUUUAUCUGUCUUCUAUGACAGUCACAUUAAUUCCUAAUAAAUAUUCCCUGAUUAUGUUUUGAAAACCAGAAUAAUUAGUGGGUAAAUAAAACAUCUUCCAGGAGGAGUGAUUCCGGAUCUUUUAUUCCAGAACUGUGGUUACCAACCAGCUGAAUUUAAUCGUAUUUAAUUGCAGUUUUAGCGAUUUUUCACAAAUUAUAAGGUUAAUUUCUAAGUAUUAAUAUCAAAUUGCAGCUGCUACAUCCCACAGACGGAUUUUAACUCUCAUCCCAUGAAACUAACCGGAGCUUCUGAUCAAACAGCUGUUUAUCCGUCCCAGAGUCCAGCUGUGUGUCUUCCUGUCCUGUGUGUCCUGCAUGAGAACCUCCGUCCUGACUGUGCUGGAUCUUCUCAGAAAGACAAACCUAUCUGUGUGUAACUUUAACAGUUUCUGUGUGCUCGGAGUUGAUUUUGUUUUCACCGUCUAGCUUGUUUUUUCUUCUGAUUUCUGCUGAUGUGCGUUACCGCCAUCUUUGGUUUUCCCCCCUCACAUUUUCACUCAAAAUGGAAUCGAUCUGAAUGUUGUUACAGUGCCAUCUAGUGGACAAAAUAGACAAUCAUAUCCAGGACUGAGACAUUUUUGAAUUUCUUUUAAAUCAAAGUUUCCCAUCGGCCUGUUGCUUGUUUUUGUGUCUGUUGGGGUUUUUGACUCUGUGGCACACGUAUGUUUUAUUUAUCUUGUUCGGUUCUGGUUCUGGUUGUGUAGGUGGCUGCAUGUCUGUCUGGUGUUUUCUCUUGGCUCUGCGUUUUCAACAUAAUAUGUAAGUGUAACGUGGUCUGAGUGUGAUCUGUGUUUUUACUCAAUAAAAAGGAGAGAUGAGCACCGGAACACCAAA
Molecule: messenger RNA, 4141 nt
Organism: Xiphophorus maculatus (southern platyfish)
Lineage: Eukaryota; Metazoa; Chordata; Actinopteri; Cyprinodontiformes; Poeciliidae
Product: synaptic vesicle glycoprotein 2B-like
Exons: 15
Coding region: 425-2491 (688 amino acids)
Biological process (GO): chemical synaptic transmission; transmembrane transport
Cellular component (GO): membrane
Molecular function (GO): transmembrane transporter activity
Source: RefSeq, a predicted model, not a curated record